CUCUCCUUUCGUAGUACACCUAGACACACUUAUGACCCGGAUAGUGAAUAUGGUAGUCGGGUAGCAUCCACGGUCUCAUCUCCUGAACGAACAUCUUCAUCCGACCAUCAGUCGCGUGUUGCUUCGCGAUCCUCUCGUCCAAAAACCUGACCGCGGUUUCUCUUAAGCAUUGUUCUAUUCUAAUUGGUGUGACCGAGGUUUCUACCGGCGUUACGAGUCACUGGGUCACCAUGAGGAAAGCUCUUCUCGAUAGUCCGAGGAUUCUUCCAGGCAUGGCGAACGUGGUACCGUGGCUAAUGUCGAUGUGCCUUCUCGGCCUCCAGGAGAUCGCGAUCCAGCCUGGGAGUCAUGCGCUUUCACGCGAUCUUGAAACGACCAGCCAGAGGACCGUGUCUUCGGGCUUUCGCUCGUCUCUGAGGAAUUACAAGACCCUGAUCUCGGGCCACGAGGAAUUGCCAGGUCAUAUAAAUUGCAACACACCCAAAGUCGAAGAGAAUGUGGUGGAUAAGCUACCGACCACUCCAGAAUACAAUAAUCAUCUCUACGGCUCGACGCCGGAUUCCAGCGAAUUCUUUUCGUCUCUUCUUGAGAGGAGGCCCUAUCCUAGGCUACACGGCAAAAGCUUCGAUGUACUCAAAACGGAUCCGUACUCCGUGAGCCAAUUAGAGACACACGGGUUCAAUUACGAUCCCGGUCGUGGUCAUAUCGAGGACGAUUACGUUGGACCUGCUAUGGAACUUGUUUACGCGUGGUCCACUAUCGAUUAUGCCUACGACAGCAUCGCGGCUAGAGAUGCAGCGAUCUACGACGGUGACUUCAUCGCAGAAAAUAAUCUACCGCUCGGGCUUGAAAUUUGGAGAGACAAAGUUUUCAUUACUCUUCCCAAAUGGAAAGAUGGCAUCCCAGUGACAUUGGCUACCGUUCCCAAAAACUCGAAGACCAAGAGCCCUAAACUGACACCAUAUCCAGAUUGGAGUUGGCAUCAGAAAGGAAACUGUGAUGGAUUGACCUCCGUCUUCAGGGUCCAGGUAGACGAAUGUGACCGUCUCUGGGUUCUCGACUCCGGCAAAGUGGACAUAGCUAAAGGAGGCAGUUUGGUUUGUCCUCCUGCAAUCUAUAUCUUCGACCUCAUGACCGACAAUCUUAUCAGAAAGUACAUCAUACCCGAGGAUCAAGUGAAAGAAGACUGUCUAUACGCGAACAUCAUCGUGGACAUUAGAAACGAAGAUUGCGAUUUAGCAGUAGCCUACGCUUCCGACGUAUUCCGCUAUGGAUUGUUAGUAUACGACUUCUACAAGGACUCUUCCUUCAGGCUCCAGCACCGAUUCUUCUAUCCAGACCCGUUGGCUUCUAAAUACGAGCUCCACGGUUUGAAAUUCCAAUGGACCGAUGGAAUCUUCGGUCUGGCGUUGAGUCCGGUAGACAUUCACAACGAUAGGACUUUGUUCUUCCAUCCCAUGUCCAGUUUUCGCGAAUUUGCCGUGUCCACGUCGGUUCUUCGCGACAAGAGGACAGCGGAGGAGAAUACGGAUUACUUCAUGCCCAUUGGCCGACCCAGAGCCAAGGACUAUGGUCAUUCUUCAGGGUCUGUAAUCGACAGGAACGGAGUGAUGUUCUUCAAUAUGGUGACCAGGGACUCCGUUUGGUGUUGGGAUACCAGGAAAGAAUACAUCCCACAAAAUCUUGGAGUAAUUGGGACCAGCAAUUUGUCCUUGGUUUUCCCAAACGAUAUCAGAGUUGAUCAUGAAUACGAUCAGAACGUCUGGGUGAUCUCUAACAGACUAGCCAUGUAUCUAUAUGGUAGCAUCGACAGCAGCAAGAUUAACUAUAGGGUGUUCAGGGCUAAUGUCAAGGAUGCUGUCAAGGACACCGUCUGUGAUCCUAGUUACGUCGUACCUGGUUCCGAGCACCUGUACGAUGAAUCUUGUUGAGACUUAGUGUCACUUGGCGGUGACUGAAUUCAGGAUAGUCUUGGGAAUUUUUCUUUAAAAUACUUCGCUAUUUCCGUAUAGUAUAACACUGGAUAAGGGUUUAUACUAUAAAAGAAAUCUUCUGGAUAUUACAGAAGUUUGUAACAUAAUUUUUGAAGUAACAUUCCCAACAGUCCUAAACUUUAUCAAAGUAGAUUAAUGAGAGACUUGAAAGGGAAUUUAGUAAAAAUAUCUGUCGAAGAUUAUAGACUCUUUGUUUUUAUGAGGAUGAAUGUGAAUAGAUUAUUUUGUCGAGAGUAGAGUAAGCAACUACCUCGAGUUCAUCCCCCGAGUAACGAAGAGUUCACUAUGUGUUCUUAACUCGAAGCAAUCGCGUUAGUCAACGCGAUCGAGGUUUUAGUUCCACUGUAUUAUACUCUGUAUAAUAAUGAGUCAGUGAUGAAACGUGUAUAUUAAGAUUGCGGCGAGAUGAAGUGUACCGAGUAAAUUAAAAAUGAACCGCGUUUGCUCUCUAAUGAGAAGAUCCUCUCAUGUUUCCGUGUUGUUAUACACAGAGUCGUGCAGUUAAGAUAUUUUGCUAAUCGACAAACAUGUGCUCUGGUCGCGACUUUCUAACAACUCAAGGUUCGCUCAACGUGGCGAGGCGAAUAAAUGGUUUAGCAAUUAAA
This is a messenger RNA of Ceratina calcarata, 2599 nucleotides long. RefSeq names its product yellow-h (gene Y-h). The record is from RefSeq and is a predicted model, not a curated record. NCBI's taxonomy places the organism in Eukaryota, Metazoa, Arthropoda, Insecta, Hymenoptera, Apidae. The coding region runs from base 231 to 1931 and encodes 566 amino acids. The transcript has 5 exons. Gene Ontology annotation, cellular component: extracellular region.